GCCAAACAGAAAACAUAGAAAAAGAAAACAAAUAUUAGUUAUCAUACCUCGACUUGAGUUUGACAGUUUUAUUAUUCGUGAAAUUUUAAUUUAACAUAGCUCUAAAGUAAAUUAUUCAACCAUGUAAUAUCUUAUUUUUAUUGUAAAAAUGUCCGAAAGUCGAAAAUUAUGGGGCGAAAUCCCCAAACCCUCUAAAAGUCAAGAGCCAACAAUGGAAAAUCAGCCACUGCCUAAAAGAGAGAAUUUGCUGGUCGAUGUUCCUCUUAAGUGCACUCCCCUGCCAGGACCGCAGCCUAAACAAGAAAAUGACGAUUGGGCCAAAUUAGACGAAAAUGUCCUGACCGCAAUUCAAUGCCUGGAUGUUGUAAGACAGAUGGGUCGAGAAUCAGAGCUUUCAGAAAUAUUGGUCCAGUUGCAACGGGAGGACGAAAAAAUAAUUCCAUGGAAGCGGAGACGGCGGCAUUCGAACGAAGAUGUUAAACCGAAUAUACAUCCCAGUGAAGGCAUCGAUUCCGAAAUUUGCAGAAAGGUCACAAAAAAAGCUGUAACUGCACUUGUAGCCCAUAGCGGCUGUCAUUACGCAAAGGAUUCCGUUUUAGAAACGCUAACAGAUGCUGCCAAGCACUUUAUAUUUAGCAUGGGCUUGCAGCUUAGCCACCGAAAGGCAAAUCAAUCGCCUGAAUCUGCAUUGAUGGAAACAGGUAUUGGCACCAUGGCUGAUCUUUUAAACUAUUAUGAGGAGCGUGUGAUUGUGUAUCGCCUUAAUUUAGAAGCCGCCAUUCAAAAACUUCAAGAGAAUCCUCUCCCACUUCCAGUGCCCCAAGAGGAAGAGACCGCAGUCGAGAUUCAUUUUCCUGCCGGCAGUGAGGAAAUGCAGUCUUCUCUUGAGACUGGUUUGCAGAUGCUUCUGAGUAUGGAGGAGGGGCUCGAGUAAAAAUUUAAAAAGAAUGAAAUAAUAAUGUUUAACGUAUAGACUUAAAUGUACAUCGUUUAAUUUUCAAUUACGUGUUUUGAAAUCCUACAGUGUUGAAGAUCAUGAUUUUUACAUUUUUUCUAUCAAAAGCACCACAAGAAAAAUGAAAAUUGUAUGUAAAUAACUGAACAGAAAUUGUUUCGAUUUUUGCACAUAAUAGUAAUAAAGAUGAGUGCAAUACGUAGAAAUAAUACAAUUAAUUACGCUUCAUGACCUUGGAGACUCUUCCUGCAACUUCUUAACAGACAUCUCAAAUAGCUUGCUGGGAUCGCAAAAUCCUUGCUUCGUCUUACCAAAGGAGUUUGGCCCGGAUGAUGUGGGAGUGUCCCUAA
Molecule: messenger RNA, 1305 nt
Organism: Neocloeon triangulifer
Lineage: Eukaryota; Metazoa; Arthropoda; Insecta; Ephemeroptera; Baetidae
Product: STAGA complex 65 subunit gamma-like
Exons: 6
Coding region: 149-934 (261 amino acids)
Cellular component (GO): SAGA complex
Molecular function (GO): protein heterodimerization activity; transcription coactivator activity
Source: RefSeq, a predicted model, not a curated record